AAGCGAGCUCUUCACCGUGCCACGAGCCCACGACCAUUACAUAUAGCAUCCGGCCGGGCCAUUAAUUUCCCUCCCUCACCAGCUGCAGCUUCAAGCCUUGGCCUCCCGUUGCAUCGGCACCUCCAGAGUCAUCAUCAUCAUCACAGCACAAAGAGAAGCGAGACGCGCGCGCCAGGUGCUCCAGCGCUCCGACCAGCCAUGGCGCGGCCGGGCCACACGGCGUGGCUCCUCCUCUCCGCCGCCGCCGUGCUGCUCCUCGCACCCGCCGCGACGGCGCAGGACUGCCUGUCCGCGACGUUCAGCGGCGGCCGGACCUUCGGGCGGUGCAACAGCAUGCCCACGCUCGGCGCCAGCCUGCACUGGACGUACCACCCGGAGAACGGCACCGCCGACAUCGCGUUCCGCGCGCGCUCCGGCACCGACGGCUGGGUCGGCUGGGGCAUCAACCCCGGCCGCCUCGGCAUGGCCGGCAGCAGCGUCUUCAUCGCCUCGCAUGACGGCAGCGGCACCCCGUCCGUCCUCAUGACCAACCUGGACACCGUUUCGCCCAGCCUGCAGCCCGCGACGCUCAAGUUCGGCGUGCCUGGCUCGCCCACCGUCGACUACUCCAGCGGCGCCUACACCAUCUUCGCCACCAUCGCGCUGCCCAGGAACACCACCCAGCAGAACACGGUGUGGCAGGCCGGGCCGCUCAGCGGCGGGAACAUACAGCCGCACCCGACGACGCCGACGAACUUGGCGAGCACCCAAAGGCUGGACUUCCUCUCCGGCUCCAGCACCGGGGCGUCCAGCUCCAGGCUCCACCGCAAAAACAUCCACGGAGUUCUGAACGCGGUUGCCUGGGGCAUCCUGAUCCCCACCGGCGCCAUCAUCGCCCGGUACCUGCGCGUGUUCGAGUCCGCGGACCCGGCGUGGUUCUACCUCCACAUCGCCUGCCAGUGCUCCGGCUACAUCCUGGGCGUCGCCGGCUGGGGCCUCGGGCUCAAGCUCGGCAGCGAGUCCGUGGGCGUCACCUACCGGCCCCACCGCAACAUCGGCAUCGCCAUCUUCUGCCUGGCCACCCUGCAGGUGUUCGCGCUGCUGCUCAGGCCCGACAAGAAGAACAAGUACAGGUUCUACUGGAACAUCUACCACCACUCCGUCGGCUACUCCGUCAUCGUCCUCAGCGCCGUCAACAUCUUCAAGGGGUUCGACAUCCUCAAGCCGGCCACCGGCUACAAGACCGCCUACAUUGUCGUCCUCGCCACGCUCGGCGGCAUCGCGGUCUUCCUCGAGGCCAUCACCUGGCCCAUCUCCAUCCGGAAGCGCAGGCGCAACGCCGACAAGGCGUCCAACGGCACCGCCGGCUGGCAACAGGGCGCGUGAGCACCGGGGUCUCCGCGCUCUCCGGCAGGUGCCACAGUGCUCGCGUGCGUGUGUGCUUAGUUUUGCUGCGAGCGAGGGAGCGAUGUGAUAUCGAUCGAUGUUGUUUUGUUUUGUUUUCGAGAUGUUGCUGUACCUUUCCUGUUCCUGCUUCUGUAGAGAUCGAGUAGCUCUCUUUUCUUCUAUUUUAAUUUUAUAGGGUUCUGUGAUGGCAUUUGUACACACUUUUUCUUCUUUCUCAUUGAUGUAUGAUUAAUUUUAUUUAUAUGCAUAGACAGUGUAUGGCUUCGAUCA
This is a messenger RNA of Panicum virgatum (switchgrass), 1656 nucleotides long. RefSeq names its product cytochrome b561 and DOMON domain-containing protein At4g12980-like. Bases 199 to 1365 code for a protein of 388 amino acids. The record is from RefSeq and is a predicted model, not a curated record. The transcript has 2 exons. NCBI's taxonomy places the organism in Eukaryota, Viridiplantae, Streptophyta, Magnoliopsida, Poales, Poaceae.